AUGCAGUCUUUAUGGGUGAGAGAAGUGGUUCGGUUGACAAGAGAAGUAAAUGAUAGAGAUUUGCAGAUUUUGGAGAUUAAUCAGGUGAAUCAACAGAGAAAUAGAGAUUAUGCAUUGUUGGUGAGGGAGAGGAAUGAUUUAAGGGCUGAG
Messenger RNA from Racocetra fulgida, 150 nucleotides. Lineage: Eukaryota; Fungi; Glomeromycota; Glomeromycetes; Diversisporales; Gigasporaceae. The record is from the annotation of a GenBank genome assembly.